Molecule: messenger RNA, 1146 nt
Organism: Dendronephthya gigantea
Lineage: Eukaryota; Metazoa; Cnidaria; Anthozoa; Malacalcyonacea; Nephtheidae
Product: IgGFc-binding protein-like
Exons: 2
Coding region: 1-1146 (381 amino acids)
Source: RefSeq, a predicted model, not a curated record
AUGCCAACAUGGAUAAGAAUGCGUUCAACAAGGGUAGACACAAAGGGCAUAUUGGUAACAUCUACCGCAGAUGUGGCUGUAUCUUGUUUAAGCCAGGCACGAUUUACUUCUGACAGUUAUCUUGCAUUGCCUACGACAAAACUGGGUCGAAAGUAUGUGGUUGCAUCUUAUGAAAAAACAAAUUUGGGGAUAAUUUCAACUGAAGACAACACAGUUGUCAGUAUCACACUCAAUGCCGACGGGGUUCUUCGAUACGGUCAAAAGUUAUACAGGAAAGGAAAAAAUAUUGUGUUGAGAUUGAACAGGUUGGAAACAUUUCACAUUGACCACAAUGCAGAUCUUUCUGGGACAAUUAUUGAAGCAAAUAAGGCUAUAGCGGUUCUAUCCGGUGAUAAAUGUGCUAAGGUUAACACUAGGUUUUGCGAUCAUCUCAUCGAAUUCCUUCUUCCCGUCCAGAACUGGGGCACAGAAUUUGUAGUUGCGACAACAGGGCAGAUGAACAAGAAAGCUGGAGACAUUUAUCGUGUGUUUGCUUAUGAAAACGACACUCGUGUUCGCAAUAAAGAUGGAUAUCGUCUGCUACAAUCUGGGCAGUUUACUGAAUAUGAUUUAGGGGAUAAGUUGGCUUCAUUCUUCGAGUGUAGUAAGCCUUGCCAAGUUGUCCAAUAUAUCAAAGGAUAUUUAGAAACGCGAGGUAUAGAGGUUGAUUCAUCAUUGCUUAUCGUGCCGUCUAUCGAUCAUUUCCUCGAUACGUAUAAUGUAUAUUUGUCUUGGAUGAAAGAGAACGAGUUCCAACAUUCUGUGACUCUCCUCACUAAAUCCUCCCAGAAAGAGGGCCUCUUAGUGAAUGGAGGAAACACGACUUCACUCCAAUGGCAAAACAUUGAAGGAACUAAAUUUUCGUGGACAAUUCUUCAAAUUUCAAGCAAGUGCACAAUAUCCCACAGAUCGCGUGAUUCGUUAUUUGGCGCCUUGGUAUUUGGGGAAGCUGCAUACCAUUCUCAUGGUUACCCAGCUGGAUUGAAUACUCUCAUAGCGAGAUCAGUCACAGCCACUUGGUCUCGAUGGUCUGAAUGGUCCGAAUGCACUGUUUCUUGUAAUACGGGAAUCCAAAUGCGAAAAGGACAUGUACAGGAACAAACUUAA